Messenger RNA from Aureobasidium uvarum, 876 nucleotides. The record is from the annotation of a GenBank genome assembly. NCBI's taxonomy places the organism in Eukaryota, Fungi, Ascomycota, Dothideomycetes, Dothideales, Saccotheciaceae.
AUGCCGUACCAGUAUCCUAUACAAGACCUGAAGUCAUUCGAUAUCGGCGAGGCCACGGAACAGCUCGAACUUUCGCAGUGUAGCAUGGACAGCUUCAACAGCGAACGUGCUUUCUAUCGAUCACUGGAGAACACUGGUCAGACCAACAUCGUCGAAGCAGCGGUUUCGACUCUUGAUUAUGGGAUCGUGCUCGAAUACCUUCAGCCACUUGAGGGCGCGUGGCAGUCUUCAUCAGUCGAGUCUCGAUCUCGGUGGAUCAAGCAGCUAUUGAGAGCCAAUGCAAGAAUCGAGGAACUCGGCUAUAUCCACGGCGACCUGGCGAUUAGGAACAUGGGUGUGGAUAAGAACGACAAUCUCAAAUUGUUCGAUUUUGGCUCUGUUCACCAGCAUGGCGAUGAAGCAUCUCUACGACUCGUUGAAAGAGAUGCUAGUCGGCUCGCCAAAUGCCUUCACUUCCUCAUGAGCGGAAAGGACCCUCUGGCAAAUCUCCCCGAUCUGCAAUCUUUGCGUCGUGUGGAAUGUGCUCUUGAAAAUGGCACCUUCGAGAUUGAUAUCCUGGCGCGUCCAAUCGAAAAAAUCUUGAAACUCUGUUGGGCGAAGGACUUGGCGACUAUUGGAGCAGCGAGCUCGAAGAUGGUUUUCCGGUACAUUGAAUACGCUAUCCUUCAAGUACUCGAUACCACUAGCAGCUACGAAGCGAGUCACAGAGUAACAUCAGACCAGUGGUCGGAGAAAGCGAUUGGAGUAUCGGAAACCCAAGGGCUUCAGGCACACUUCGUUCUUGACACAAAACGAUAUGACCUCACUCCCGAUCCCAGAUGGAUGGCCGAGGAGGAUUACAGUGAAGCGUGGAGAACUAGGGGAGUCACUAUAUGA